Messenger RNA from Rhododendron vialii, 1617 nucleotides. Its product is annotated as B3 domain-containing protein At5g42700-like. The record is from RefSeq and is a predicted model, not a curated record. Lineage: Eukaryota; Viridiplantae; Streptophyta; Magnoliopsida; Ericales; Ericaceae. Gene Ontology annotation, molecular function: DNA binding. The coding region runs from base 310 to 1185 and encodes 291 amino acids. The transcript has 8 exons.
GCGAAUCCAUUUUACACGCAACGUUCAGUACAACUGACCCCAAGUGGGAAGAAGACUAAUACUGAAUGCGAUUAGAUAAAGUGUUAUCCAAACGGUCCCUAAGCAUAAAAUAAAGCAAACAGCAACUUUAUUACAACUUGUCAACCACUUUCCGUCUGCCCCAGAUUCGGCGCUCUCAGCUCAGCUCUAGCCGCAGCAGGGUUGGCUGCUCCUCCCAACCUUUUGCGCUCUCUCUCUCUCUCUCUCUACAAAUUUUGACACACAAAUCUAUACAUGCGACGUAACGCGUAAAAGGCGGAGAUUAGUGGGAUGGAAUCCGAGCAGCUGAAGUUGGAGACCCAGAUGGAUUCACUUCCCAUGAUUAAGCAGAGGUCACCAACCAAGGGAAAAGUGGUUCGAAAAAGAAAGCGUUCGAAUCUUAAAUCUAAUGCCAAGAAAGUAACUUCGGAUGAUGGUGGAAAAUAUGGAAGCUGUAAAAAAAAGAGGACAAAGAUUGAAGACUUGUAUGAUAAUGAUGAAGCUAAGUUUUCCGUUAUGGAGCGCACAGAAGAGGUCCUGGCAAAUAUAGCAGAUGGAUUCCCAGGCUUUGUUAAGUGUAUGCUUCCCUCAAACGUCACUCAUGGAUUUUGGCUGAUUUUUCCUAAAAAAUUCUGCAAUUUGCAUUUGCCAAUGCAAGAUACCACAGUAAUUUUGGUGGAUGAAUGGGGGAAAGAGUAUGAAGCAAAUUAUUUAGUGGAUAGGCAUGGGUUAAGCGGCGGAUGGAGGGGCUUCUCCCUAGCUCAGAGACUAGUUAAAGGAGAUCGUUUGGUCUUCUAUUUGAUCAAACCUUGCACCUUUAAGGUGCACAUAGUGAGGGUUCAUGGUUUAGAUGAAGUGAAUGCAGCUCUUUGCCUUAUGAAUUUGGUUGCUCUUGCAAAAAGAACGUACUCUGAUAAGAAUAUCCGGACUUGGAAAAAAGAAAAGAAGACUAUGGAGCCUCAUCUGCGAGAUACUCCUCAAAAGAGUAUUCAAGAAAACUAUCCAGUCAUACCAUACUCGAACCUUGGCCUUGUACAAGAUAUUUCUAAAAGAAACACCGACAGUUGGGGCUCUGAAGUUUUGGAAGCUAUUCAACCUUGGUUUAAACACAAGAAGGGUCGAAGAGGUAGAGAAGCUGGAAUAGGUAGAUUCGUGUCAAAGGGGUGAUGAGAGCUCUUAACCGGAAGUAUUCAUUAGUUGGACAAACACCCAAUGUAAGGCUCGGUGCUGCGACUGAGAAGCUCUGGAAGUGAAUGGCAAUGGUGCAUGAUUUGAGCUUUUUAGAAGUGGUUAUGCCAUGUGUGGUAAGUGCAGUAAUGUUGUUAGUAUAUAGUGUUUGUUUUUAGAAUUGCACUCAAAAGUCAUAAAUUGACACAGUUACUUUGCUGAUGUGCAACAUAGUGUACAAUACUUCCAAAUCACACACGAAAAAAGAACCUGAUAGGAUUUAGCUGAAGAGAAAUUUGUAUCCAUUUUCUGUACGCAAUUUUUGUACUAAACUCGUAUUGUUUUUGUAAGGAAGAAGCAAGUCGGAGACAAAUUAUAUACAUAGUGUUCUGGUUGUUCUAACUGAAAUGAACAAUAUAUUAUUUUGCUGGA